Molecule: messenger RNA, 1895 nt
Organism: Camelina sativa (false flax)
Lineage: Eukaryota; Viridiplantae; Streptophyta; Magnoliopsida; Brassicales; Brassicaceae
Product: protein indeterminate-domain 13
Cellular component (GO): nucleus
Molecular function (GO): DNA-binding transcription factor activity
Source: RefSeq, a predicted model, not a curated record
AAAACAUAAAAAUCCAAAAACAAAUAUUAGUAUUACCCACGACCAAAAACCAAAAAUAAUCAUCUCACUUUUCAACCCAUAAGAAAAUAUCUUGAUUUACUUCAUAUGUGCCACAAAUUAAGCUUUACUCUCGUAAUUAUAUAGAUAUCACUUUCAUUUUUACAUGUUUUCUUCUCUCCUUUCUCUCUUUGUCUGUCUUCUUGCUCUUAAAGAUUCUUGCUUGUUUAAGUAGAGAAGUGUAACACAACUUAAGAGUUUUUUUUUUCUUUUCUUUUUGUCUUCUUACAUAUGAAUCAUCAAGACAUGAUGAUUCCACAUAAUCAUGACCGUCUCUCAGUCCCUAGCUUUGUCCAUGCCCAAGAACACAUCACUCCAAAUCCUAACCCUAACUCUAAGCCUGCCUCCACUAGCACAGCCAAGAAAAAGAGAAACCUCCCAGGCAAUCCAGAUCCAGAUGCAGAAGUCAUCGCUCUAUCUCCAAAAUCCCUCAUGGCGACAAAUCGGUUCUUCUGCGAAAUCUGCAGCAAGGGGUUUCAGAGAGAACAGAAUCUUCAGCUUCACAAAAGAGGCCACAACCUGCCAUGGAAGCUGAAGCAGAGAACAAACAAGAAUCAGGUGAAGAAGAAAGUAUAUAUAUGCCCCGAGAAGAGCUGCGUCCAUCAUGAUCCAGCUCGAGCCCUAGGAGACCUCACUGGAAUCAAGAAGCACUUUAGCCGGAAACAUGGAGAGAAGAAGUGGAAAUGCGACAAGUGUUCCAAGAAGUAUGCUGUGGUAUCCGAUUGGAAAGCUCAUAGCAAAAUUUGUGGUAGCAGAGAGUUUAGGUGUGAUUGUGGUACCGUCUUCUCCAGGAAGGACAGUUUCAUCUCACAUAGAACCUUUUGUGAUGUCUUAGCUGAAGAAAGUGCUAAAUUCUUCUCAGUUCCAUCACCCUUAGUCGCCAAUAAUACCAUCUCCACAAUUGCUGAUACCAAUAGUCCAGUUCUUGUUCAAUCACAAUUGGAUCAAUCACUCACAGGUACAGGCACCGAUCUUAACGUCAACAACAAUAACACUAUCUUAUUGGGGAAAAACUUCACCAAAUCCGACCCAAUCCCGCAACAAACCAAUACUUUCCCGUUGUCCCCACAACCAACACCUCGUGGUACAUCUGAUUCGGUUCAUAACCUAUGGAAGUUACGAGAAGAGGAAUAUUCAAACCAGUGGUUACUCAAUGAAUGUAUGAACAACAACAAAAACAUUAUUCGUAAAGUAGUAUCCACAAAUCAAGAAGAUGAGAUCAAAAAGGGAAAUAUCUAUAGUGGCUCAAACUCAACCGAUGCAAACAUCGCAUCCUUGUUCUCUUAUAAUCAAGAAGCAGGAAGUCAGGCUUCAUUGUCGGCAACAACAUUGCUUCAAAAGGUGGCUCAAAUGGGAUCAUCAUCGAGUUCCGACACUAGCACCAUGUUGGGGCUAAUGACUUCAUCCAUCUUCAACAAUAGGAUGCCAAACUCCGAUGGUUUAAAUACGAAAAAUAAGGAAGAAGAGUGGACCAGAGACUUUCUUGGUGUUAAGAAGCCGUGACGACCAACAAUGUCUACAUCAUCAUCAUCAUCACUUCCUAUCAAGCAUGCCAUGAUGUACGGUGAACCAUGACAUAUAUUCCCAAGUUGGCUGCAAGCCUGCAACCAUGAUAGGCGGGAAAAUAACUGUACGCAUGGCGUCAGAUUCUGAAAAUACUCGUUUUUUGUUCAUGUACAAGGUAGUUAUAAUCAUGUUUAAGGAUGUUUGAAUUCUCCAGGCUUUCUUUAGGAACAAUACACAAAAAAAAUCUGAAGCGAUCGACAACUCACAUGGAAGUCUUUGGAAUUUUUUCACAUAAUAAUAUGUAUUGACUAAUCAAUAAUCCGUUAUUUGUA